AUGUUGGACAGACUUACGGAAACCUACACCCACAGUGUGAAGUACAUCUUGUCGGUCUCGGUGCGAACUGUGAAUUUCCUGAAGUACAUGCAGCGUGUGGCUUUGGACUACAGCGUGGAUAGUGCCUAUGAUCAGGUGAUGUAUCAGAGACAGCUGAUGGUGAAACCACCACCAGCGAAGCCCAGCUUCUCCGCAGCCAUGGGCAGGAUUUUUGUGGAGGCCGUGCUCAGCUUCACGCACUCGGCCUCAGCCUCGUUCAAUUUUUUCAAGGGGGCAUACAAGGGCCAGGCGCUGGAUUAUUUGGCAGCUCUGAUUCGCCUUUGUGAGAAAGUCGUGGGGCCAAUUGUCAAAGAAAACUCAGAAUUUCGAGGCGACCUCGGUGGCUGGAUAGCUCAGCCCAACAGUCCACUCUUCGAAACCCAAAAAGAGGCCGGGGUGGAGGCAGCCGAUCGGCGCCGCGUCCCACAGAGUGCGGCAGAGGCAAAAGUGGCCGAAGUCAUGGACGAAGUGCUGAAGAACCACCUCGGAAACCUGGAGUCGCGCAUGGCGUUGCCCACUUGA
Molecule: messenger RNA, 561 nt
Organism: Symbiodinium sp. CCMP2456
Lineage: Eukaryota; Dinophyceae; Suessiales; Symbiodiniaceae
Source: the annotation of a GenBank genome assembly